AUGCUAGAUAACAGUUUAGACUUAUCUAAAGUUAAAAGAUUAAAAUGUUCAGUUUUCAGCAAUACCUUAUGGAAAAGAGAUAAACUUAAAGACCAUUUGAAACAUCAUGAUCGUGCAGCUAGGAAUUUUGAGUGUCAACAGUGUCAGCAACCUUUUGUUCAAAAGUCUGAUCUUAACAGACAUAUUCGUGGAGUACAUCAAGGUGAACCAGGGGUUGGGAUAAAUAUGGCAGUAAAACGGAAAGCACCAGGCUCUGCGCCAUUGCGUUUAUCUAAGCGAAAAUCAAAGUCAACAACUGAUAGUUCUGAGUCUAACAAUAAUGAGACUAAAGUGGCAAUGUCAUCAGUGGAAAAUUCACAUAAUAUUCCCACCAAUAUGGCUAUAAAUAGAUCACAUAAUGGAAAAACUGUUAGUGGUGUACGAAAAAAUGAUAGUACGGAAUCCGAUAUCAAAAUAAAUAAUCAAAUAGCAUCGAUCACUAGUGCAACCACUGUGUUUACUCCAGUCUCAAUGAUUGCAACCACAACGUCGGCAUCAUCUGCAGUUAAUUUCACCCCUCUAACUGUUUCACUAACACCUACUGGUAUGACUCAAACAACUCAUCCGAUUUUUGCAGCUAAUGCUUCUGGUCUAAUGUUUCCUACAAUGACUGCUCAUCAUCAUCAUCUUGUUCAACAACAACAAGCAGCGACUGGAACUGUCAUGUUACCAAGUGUCAGUGUAGCUUCCGUAGCAGCAAUGCAUCCAUCAGGAAUUGCUUUACAACAGCAACAACAUCAACAGUUUUUUGCCAUGGCUGCUAUGCCAGCUCUUGCUCAAUCAAUCACGGUCACACAAUCAUCUAAUGGUGUUCAACAAGGUACUAAUGUUCAACCUACACAGACUUCAAUUCAUUUUCAACCUGAAUUAAAAACAGUAGCCACACCUUCAGGUCCUAUGAUGGUAUUGACUCAUAUAGCUACCCCAAAUCAGUCCGGUCAAGCUCAUCCAUUGACUAGUCAAACGAUUUUCCCUCAAGUUGUUGGAUUUCAUGCCACUGCAGCUCAACAACAACAACAACAGCAACACCAACUUCAACAAUUACAACAACAACAAGCAGCAGUUGUUCAACAUCAACAACUUUUACAACAGCAGCAGCAACAACAGGCUAACUAUGCAGUGGCAGCUGCUGCGGCUGCCGCUGCCGCCGGUACACAUUUAGUUGCAGUCUCUAAUCAUGGUAAUUGUAAUCAAUCAACUGUCAAUCAAACACAACAAUUCCAAAUACAACAACAACAACAACAGGCUGUGGCUUUGGCAGCCCAUCAACAAGCAGCGCAUGGUUUUAUUUUCCCUGCUGCUGGGGUUAGUGGUAAUGUUAACUCGGCAGGUACUGUUGCAACACCAUCUGGUCCAACUACAUUCUUUUGUCAUCCACAAGAAGGAAUGGCUGCUGGUUUGUUUCUGGCUUCUUCAACUGAUCCAACUAGUUUUGCAUUAGCAGCUGCUGCUCAAGCGCAAGCACAAGCAGCUGCAGCAGCUGUUGCUGUUGUCCAACAACAACAGCAGCAGAGUAACGUUAAUGCUGUUAAUGCUCAGAACAAUUCUUCGAUUGCUGCUACACAAUUACAACUAGUAACAGGUUAUUCACAGGUGGCGGCUGAUGCUCAACAAACUGUUGCACAACAACAAUUACAACAUCAACAGCUAUUGUUACAACAGCAACAACAUCAACAGAGAUUAGCAGCAGUGGCAGCUGUAGCAGGAGUUUCGCAAACUUCAUCAAUUGCCAAUCCACAUUCUGGGGUGUUGAUGUCGUCGAACACCACCGGUAGUAUUAUCAAUGCUGCGAGUGCUGCUACUGCUGCUGGUGGUAGUGGUACACCAGCCACCUCUGUAAUUGUUAAUUCAGUUCAAGAGGAACAACUCAGUCGGGUUCAGCAAUCCGCUCAUUUUUUAAUUGGACAACAAGAAACAACAGGAACUAAUAGAACAGUGAAUAAUUAUCAACUGGCUGCAUUUACAAAUGCUGCAGCUGCAGCAUUAUAUCAACAACAACAGCAUCCAGGUUUCAUGCUUGCAGCGGCUGGAAAUACUGGCGUCACUAAUACUAAUGCAGCAAUUGUUUCCAGAGGAACAACAGCAACUGUAGCAGCUAUGGCUUUACAUCAUCAGCAACAACAAGCAGGUCUUAUGGCGGCUGCAGCUUACCAUCAUCAACAACAAGUAGCUCAACAUCAGGCUUUACAACAACAACAGCAACAUUAGUAAUAGUAGUGAUGAUGAGUUCAAAUGAAAAAAAAAGCUUAUAACAUUUUGACAUACUCAUGAAGUUAGUCAUCUAUGUAUGUAUAUUGUAUUUAACUAACUAUUAUUAUUGUAAUUUAUUCAAAUGUACUUUCUUGUUUUGUUUUUUUAUUAAAUUAAUAAUUUUCUCGUAUUUAUUGGAUUGCAUUUGUCAGUUAUUAUUAUUAUUUUUCAUUAUUAUUAUUUCAUAAACUCUUGUAGUAAAGAGAUAUGUUGGUUGGUGAUUUAUUUUUCAUUUUCACCUAAUAUCCUUCAUAUAUAUAUAUAUAUAACGAUCUAAUCUGAUAUUCACCGUUGUACUAUUUCCUCCUUUUUGUAUAAUUUUCUCUUGAACUUAUUUUCACAGUUUCUUGUAUAUAAAUAUGUAUGUUUCUGCGUAUACUCUAGACGUAGACUACACCCUAAUAAGUAAUCUUGUGACUGGUAAUGGUUUUUGUUUAUGAUAAUAAUAUUAGUUGGUGUGGUUUUUUAGAAUAUUUAUAUUCGUCUACGUGGUUGCCAAUAUAAAACACGUUUGACUACUAUUAAUAUUAAUCUAGCACACCACUAUGUAAUUGUUUGUUUGUUUGAGACACUACCCUACUUAUUUCCUUUUCUACAACUUUUCUAUCUAUUGCAAUUGUUGUCGUUAUGUACCACCUUUUAAAUAAGAAUCACUAAUAAUGUUUACUACAGUAAAUAAAAUACCUUUCUACUUUGGUUUUCUUUUCUUUUUUUGAUACUGAUGGUUAUCCUACGAACAGUUUCAGUGAUUAUUAUUAUUAUUAUUAUUGUCGCUAUUAUUCACUAUUUGUACAUGAUUUUAUUCAAUCUAAUGCUUUGAUUGAUAGCAAACGGUCAGUUUUUUUCUUCAAAAACAUCUUGUUAUUAUGCUUUUUUAGAUUUGUAAAUCUUUUAUCUUCCUAUCCGCCUUAUUAUACUUUUUUACGCCUAUCUUAUAUGACCAAUAUCAUUCAGCGUGUUUCCUUAUCCGUCUAGUGAUGGUGAGCGGGUUAACCUGGAUAUUUGUGAUCGCGUUGUAUAUUCUGAGUUUGAGCAGUAUUCUCUUAGUCUAGAUUUUUGUAUUAUUCAAUUUUCUGUCUUUUCCAUAAUUGUUUUGUAUUUGUCUUUCUGUCUCCCUCUUUCAUGUGUAUAUAUAUGUUCAAUUUCUUGACGUUUUCCUCAAAAGAAGUGCAAAAAUAGUAUUAAAUAAUGCAUAGCAAACUAUAUUCUACAAGAUGACAUCCAUUUUUUGAGGAGCUUGUAAAGAAAAUUCAUAAACGUAUCGUUCUAUGUUCCAUAAAACAUUUGCUAGCCAGACAGGUUUGUGUGCAUGUUAUGCUGUUGCAUUUUUCUUUCUUGCUUUCUUUUUUCACCAUUAUUAUGCAUUGUAUUUCAUCUAAUUUAUAGAAUCAAUAAUAAUGAUAAUAAAUGUUUCCCUUUAAAUGGUUAAUGUUCUAUUGCUUGUCUGAACCUUAUCUAGUCUUUACACUUGAUUUGCAUGCAUCUAUCUGUGCGUUAAUUGAUGUGUUUCUAUGUCAGUCCUCAGCGAAUAGAACAAUUUGUUUUCUUCUGUCGUGUGUCCUCAUCUUAUUUUGUUUUGUUUUUAAAACAAUUUGUAAAUGCAUAACAUAUAAUUAGGGAUUGUGAAAAAUUAAUAUUAUGUAUUUGUUAUCAUUAUUGUGAGUAAUUAUUGCCUUAUUUUCUACAAAUGUUGGUAUUUUGUUUCUUCUCAUGUUUUCUUUUGUUUCAAUAACGAUUAUGAUGAUCGGCAUGCGUCUAUUAAUGUAUAUAUACAUGACUAUAUGAGACAAUACAUCUACGUAUAUAUUCUUUUUUUAUUAAUUACCCUGUGUUAGUAUUGUUAUUGGGUUUUGCAUUGCAGACGAUUGUUCAUAUCAAAAACCAAUUCUAGGUAGACAAUAAUUAAAAACCAGAAAUCACUGAACUUCUCUUUUGUCCUAGUAUGGGAUUCCGUGAUAGUGGGUAUCCACAAUCCCUCCUGCGAGAAUCAGGCCCAGGACCUUGAAGUAUCACAAGGAGUACCCAACCUUUAGACCACUACCGAACCGAGAUCUAUUAGUUUAAAUAGUAGAACGAACAACUACUUGGUCCUUGG
Molecule: messenger RNA, 4384 nt
Organism: Schistosoma curassoni
Lineage: Eukaryota; Metazoa; Platyhelminthes; Trematoda; Strigeidida; Schistosomatidae
Source: the annotation of a GenBank genome assembly